AUCGUUAUAAGGGAUGGGGUUUCUGACUAGAAUGUUGUUCAAGCCAUUCUAGUCAUGCAUAGAUGUAUCCGGUUCUCGAGGUUGGCGUCUCUGUUGGUGCUUCUGUUUCCCGACGAUCUUCAUUGCAAUGCUGUUGCAUUUCAAGUCCAUUCACCACGCCAGAUUCUGCCUUCCACUGAGGGAGGGAGGAUCCAAGUCGCAUUGUUCUCCUCGCACUCCUCACGUUUUCCUGUACGACACAGCACAAAUGACACCGCCAAUUUCUCCACUCUCAUGCACUUACCACACAGGACAUGCGCUGGAAUGCAUGCAGCAUGGAUGUCAGUGCCGAUGUUUUACCAUCGCAACACUUUGCCAUGUGCGUUGGAGUAUCAUCUGCUGGGGCGCCGAUGAUGGCCUUGCAGGCCAUGGGUGG
Zychaea mexicana is the source of this 415-nucleotide messenger RNA. RefSeq lists its product as uncharacterized. The transcript has a single exon. The record is from RefSeq and is a predicted model, not a curated record. Bases 55 to 393 code for a protein of 112 amino acids. NCBI's taxonomy places the organism in Eukaryota, Fungi, Mucoromycota, Mucoromycetes, Mucorales, Lichtheimiaceae.